Molecule: messenger RNA, 1204 nt
Organism: Chiloscyllium plagiosum (whitespotted bambooshark)
Lineage: Eukaryota; Metazoa; Chordata; Chondrichthyes; Orectolobiformes; Hemiscylliidae
Source: RefSeq, a predicted model, not a curated record
CGACAAAUUGCUCCCAUAUUAUAAAAUAUGCCUGUGUUCCCUCCACUCUAUAUACUCGGCAGACUGUUCCUAAUGAUCUUAGUUUGUUUCCGGCGAUGUGAUUAAAACCACAUGUGGGUACACGUAUGCUAAAGCACAGCUUGACUGCCUUAAAGGGUGGAGAGUAAAAAGAAAUCGAGAGAAAUAAUCCCAUUUCUUGAAAAAAAAUACUAUUUUUCUGCUCGUGCUUGAGGGGGAUUUAUUCCAGAGAGCCUCAGUGGUUAGUAAUGGUGACUAGAAGACUUCUGGGGCACGUCCUUAUCUUCAUCUGUCUGACACCCACAACUGGAGCCCCGUCCAUCGAAAAUAUUGAGGAGGAGUCCUCCACCCAGGACAGAUGCGUCCGGUGUUGUAAUCCGCAUGAAUACCCCAUGCAUCCGACGACAACACCCAACCCAGUGCCAGGCCAGCACCACAGCGGAUAUUAUCCACCAUAUCCUAUGCCUCACAUCCAUCCGCACAUCAAUAUCACCAUUCUCAAAGGGGACAAAGGUGAAAAGGGUGAACGGGGGCCCCAUGGGAAACAUGGCAAGGAAGGCCCGAUAGGAAUCCAAGGCCCAAUGGGGCAUAAAGGAGAGCGGGGGCUGGCAGGAAUCCCUGGUGACUCCUACAAGCAACACUACUCGGCCUUCUCUGUAGGCCGCAAGAAAGGAUUGCACAGCAGUGACUACUACCAAACCUUGCUCUUUGACACGACCUUUGUGAACCUCUACGGCCACUUCAACAUGUUCAAGGGCAAGUUCUACUGCUACGUCCCCGGAAUUUACUACUUCAAUCUCAACAUCCACACGUGGAACUUUAAGGAGACCUACCUUCACAUCAUGAAGAACGACCAGGACAUGGUCAUCUGUUACGCGCAGCCCAGUGACCGUAGCAUCAUGCAGAGCCAGAGCAUCAUGCUGGAGCUGCAGGAGAACGAUGAGGUUUGGGUGCGCCUUUACAAGCGGGAGCGGGAAAACGCCGUCUACAGUGACGAUGUCGACAUUUACGUCACCUUCAAUGGCUAUUUGAUAAAACCCAACCUGGACUGAGACACCCCUUCAUUUCUUCCUUUCUCUUUCUCUUUCGCGCUCUCUGUCUGUGGGGAAAUAUUGCCCAUCAAAGAGAAGACCGUUAAGUUAUAAAUGGGACCAUCUCCUCAGCUAGGAGGAGAAAGUGAGGACUG